AUGAAUAAUCCUAACCAAAAAAAUGAAGAUAUUGGAAAUGUAAUUCAUAUAAUUAAUAAUAAAAACUUAAAAGAAGAUAGUGAAUAUAAUGACUCCUUUAUAGAAAAUUUAUUCAAUGUAAAUAGUAAAUUUAAUAUUCAAGAAAAAGAUAAUUUAUAUGAAUAUCAAGAAUAUAAAAAUGAAUAUAGAAACCAUAUAGAUACAAUAAACGAAGAGAAUGAUAAUGACUAUUAUGAAGAAAAGGAAGAUAAAUUUGAUUGUGAAUAUGAAUGUAAUUAUGAGGAAGAAGAAGAAGAUGAAGAGGAUGAUGAUGUUUUAAAAUAUUAUACUGUUGUUAAAAAUAAUAAAAUAAAUGAUGAAAAUUUGCAAAACCAAAUUGAUAAAUUAUUAAAUUUUAAUAAAAAAAGUGAAACUUAUGAAGAAAAACAAAAAAAAUUGGUAUUGGACUCUCUAAAUGAUGAUGAAAUUGAUGAUAAAUUAUAUGAAAAAGAAGAGAGUUUUUUUUUCGAUUUUAUAGAAGAAUUAAAUAAUUUAAAGAAAUGCAUAAGUAAAAAUAAUAAUGCUAUGAACAUUGAAAAUAAUAAAAAAGAUGAAAAUUGUGUUAUUGACUCUGAAAUUAACAAAAUAUACGAAAAUAAAAUUGUUGAUUCGAUUAAUAACAAAAAUAUAGCAUUUAAUGAAAAAAGGUUAUUAGAUAUUAACAAUAUAAAUUUAAAUAAUAUUUUAUAUUUCUAUUUUUAUUCUAAUCAAGAAUAUUUGUUAAGAAUGAAAAAUGAGAAUCAAAAUGUGUACACCUACGAUUCUUAUAUAUUUGAAAAUGAUCAAUUAAGCGACAUUUCAAGCAAUUUGAAAUCAUCUGAUAAUUCAAAAUCUAGCAGUAUAAGUGAUGAGGAUCUUUUGAUGUUAAAAUAUGAUGAUGAUGACUAUGAUAAUGAAGAAGUAUUUUAUAAUAAGAAAAAAAAAAAAAAAAAAAAAAAAAAUAAAAAAAAUUACAAAAUACUAACAUCAACAGAACCAACAAAAAUGAAUAAAGAAGUGGAAUUAUUAAUGAACAAAGCUAAUAAUUGUUACAUUAGUAAAAACUUUAAUGAAUGUAUAAUUAUAUUAGAAAAAGUUAUUAAAUUGUCUCCCUGUCUACAUGAUCCUUUUCAUUUAUUAGGAUUAAUAUUUGAAAGAGAGUUUAAAAAUUUGAAAAAAGCAAUAAAUUAUUAUUUAAUAGCGGCUCAUUUAUCGCACAAUGAUUUUUUAUCAUGGUAUAAUGUCAUUGAUUUGUGUAAAAUUGAAAAACAAUAUAAUAUUAUUCUUUAUUGUUUAUAUAAAGUAUUAAAAUUUUAUAAAAGAAAAAAAUCAAAAUAUAAAAAUAAAGUGAAAUGUAAUGUUAGUGAAGAAAGAAAGAAAAAAAGCACUGACAAUUAUUGUGAUGAUGAAGAAGAAAAAAACCAUUUGAAAAAUAUAAAUGAAGAUAAUGAUAAUGAUAGUGAUGAAAAUAAUAUAAAUGAAUUUGAUAAUUUUAUGAAACAUAUAUAUUUUAAUAUAUCAUUUACUUAUAUUCUAUUAGAAGAUUACAAAAAUGCUUUAAAAAAUUUAUUCCUUUUAAAAAAUAAUAAUGAUUCUUACGAAAUUAUUAUUGAUAUAUAUAUAUGUAUUUGUUUAAUUAUUAUUAAAAGCCCAAAUGAAUGUUAUAAUUUGUUAAAGAACAUUUAUUUAAACAUAAUGAAAAGUAAGAACAAUAAUAGUUUCUCUUACCAAGAAAAAAACAUCAUUUCUUUAUUUAUGCAAGCUCAAAUUUUAAAUAAUAAAUAUGAUGAAUGUAUUUUUGUUUAUAAAAAGUUAACAAAAAUAAACAAUUAUAUUCACAUUGAUAUAUUUAUGCAAUUUAUAAAAUCUGUCAUAAUGAUUGGAAAUACUGAUCAUUUUCAUUUAAUGAAGUGUUAUUUUUUAAACGUUAUUUCUCAUAAUUAUGAGAGUUAUGAAGAUCUGAUAUAUACUUUGGCUGAAUCAUAUUAUGCUAAAAAUAUGUAUGAAAGUGCCAUUUACUUUUAUACAUUGAUAUACAAAAAAAGGAAAUAUAUACUGAAAAAAAAAAAUAAUAACGAAAAUGCAAAUAAAGAAGAAAAAGUAAAUAAAAAUGGAGUUGGAAAUAUAAAUUCCAAUACAAACAAUGCAAAUACUAUUUCACUCGAUGAUGUUAUAAUAUUUGAUAAUUAUGUAAAUUUUCUAAAUGUGGUUUAUAAGCUAGUUAAAAGUUAUUAUUACAUUGAAAAUUUUAUAAAAGCUGAAAAAAUUAUUUUAAAAAUACUAAAUAAUGAAAAUAUAGAGAAAAAUAACAUAGAAAUAGAUAUAAAAACUUUAUAUAUUGACAUUUUAUAUAAAUUAAAAAAGUAUAAUAAAUCGAUAAAUAUUUUACUGAGUAUAAAAGAAAAAAAGCUACGAUUUCUUUGUUCUAUACCAAAGCCAUUAAGUAAUAAAGAAAGAGAAAUAUUAUUACUAAAAAUUUUAAAUAAGAAAAAUAAACUCUUAUUAUAUACUUCUCAUAAUAGUUAUAUUUUGCACAUAUUUUAUGUUUAUCAAAAAAAAAGUAAUAUUUAUUACAAAUAUGACAAUUAUCUAUCAAAUAGAGAUAUAAAUGAUAUUAUUCAAAUUAAAGUGAAUAUAUGCUUUUGUUAUUUUUGUGUUAAAUAUAAUUUCUUCAUUUUAAAUUACUUAUAUUUAUAUAAUAUAUUAAAUAUGUUGAACGAUAAAAAAAAUAUUAAAAAAAAUAAAGAAAUAAUAUUAAACAUUUAUAAAUUUAGAGAAUAUCUAAUAUUUCUUACUUCAUCAUUCAGUAUUUUAAAAAAAAAAAAUAAGGUAGAAGAUUGGAAUGUAACUUAUAAAAAUAUAAAAUUAAUGGAAAACAAAUUAUUUUAUAAGGAUAUUUUAAUAAUUGAUUUAAAAAGUUUUAUUUUUAAUGAUAAUUAUGAAGAUUCAUUAUCAUUAAAAUUAUAUUCUAGUGAAAAUAAUAAAAUUCUUAUAAAAGAAUUUCUUAAAAAUUUAUAUAAAUAUAAAUACAACGUAGAAUCAGAAAUAAUGAACAGUAAAAUUAUCAUGAAAUUUUAUAAAUUCAGCUAUAAUUUAUUUUAUUUAUUAUAUGAGCUUGAACAGGAUUUUAAUAGAAUACAAACAUAUAUGGAAAAGGAAAACUUAAAUUUAAAAAAAAAAAGAAAAUAUGUUAACUUUGAUGAAAAAAACUUAGAUGUAAGUUUAGAUAACAAUGAAGUCUGUGAUUCUUUGAAUCUAAAUAUAAAUAGCUUAGAAAGUUCAUUAAUAAAUAAAAAUAAUAAAAAUGUAAAAAGAUAUAGAAAAUUUUCUUUUUUGCUUACUAAGAAAAGAUUAAAUUUUUUUACAUUCGAAAGUUAUUUAGGCUUAUAUUUUAGUUUGUUAUUUAUUGAGGAAUGUUUCUUUUUAGUAAGUAUAAUGAAUUUAUAUGAAGAUUCCAUACAUAUUUUAAGUUUAUAUUUAAAAAAUAGGAAGUCAAACAAAAUGAAAUUUAUAACAUACAUUAGAUCAAUUAAAAAUGAAUUUAAAAAAUAUCGUAAUAAUCACAAUUUAAUAAAUUUGAAUUUUUAUUUUUUUGAUAAUAUAUUUACGAACACUAUUAAAGAAGAAAUGAAAAACGAAUAUUACAACCUAAUGAAAAUGAAUAAAUACAUUGAUUGUAAAUAUUAUAUAUUUAGAAUAAAUUUACUGUUAAAUAAAUUGUAUAUAUCUAGUGGGAGCUAUGAAAAACAAAUAAAAUGUUUAAAUGAUAUAUACAUAUUUAAUAAAAAAGAAAAUGAAGAAUACAAAAUUCUAAAAUAUUAUAGCGAUAUAGUAUUAACUGGACAUUUUUGUCAGAAUUUUUUAACAUCUAUUUCAAAAUCAAAAAACAAAAAUAUUUUAGUUAACUUUAGAUUAUUUUUAGUUAGAACAAUACAUUGUAAAAAUUCUAAUCCGUUCUUAAUAUAUUUAAUUGGGAAUGUUUGUAAUUUAUCUUGUAUGAUCGCUAAUGCAGUACAUGAAUAUACAAGAGCUUACACAUUUCUUCUGAAGAAUAGAAAAAAAAAUAAAAUGAAGUUGUGUAAUUUAAAGGAGGGCUUAGUAAAAGUAGAUAAAUUUGAAAAAAUUGAAAAAAACGAAAAUUAUGAAAAUUAUACAAAUGAAUAUGAUGAAGAUGAAGAUGAAAACGAAAAUGAAAACGAAAACGAAAAUGAAAACGAAAAUGAAUAUACGAAAGAAGAAAGCUACAAUUAUUAUCAAAAUUUGAAAGAAGAUGACAUGUAUAAUUUUGAUGAGGAAAGCUUCCUUUUUGCUAAGUUAAAAUUGUGUAAUGAUAAGAAAAAGAAAAAUGAAUAUACAAAUAGCUUCGAAAAUAUAUGUGACAAUAUUAAUUUUUUAUUUAGUUUAACAACAUCUUAUUUCAACUAUUCAAGUUGCUAUCGAGUAGAGAAUAGGGAAUCUGUAAUGAUGACUUCCUUUUGUUUAUUAAAUGAAUAUAUAUCGAAAAGAUAUGAACAAAAAAUACUAAAGAAAAAAAAAAAAUAUAAUAAGUAUUCAUUAUUUUAUAAAACUUAUAAAUAUAUUUAUUUAGCAGAAAUUUUAUAUAACCUUGGUCGCUCAUUACAUCAUCUAUCAUACUUAAAUGAAUCAAUGAAAUUAUAUUUUAGUGUUAUAGAUUUAAUAAAAAAGGCUGAUAAGGAAAUAAAAAGGGUUAUAAAAUCAAAUAAUUUAAAUCUUCAUGAAAAGUUCAUUUAUAAUCAUGUUAUUAACAUGAAGAAAUGCAUGUGCUAUACAUGUUUAAACUAUCCUGUUAAUAACAAUAAAACCCAUCUUGAUAAACUCAUAAAUUAUUAUUUUAACUUAAAUACAAAGUAUUCAAAUUUUUAUCUCCUUUUUUUCGAUAAAAAGCAUUUAUUAUUUUCAGCUUCAUAUAAUUUGAGUGUAAUUUUUAGAAAAUUAAAUCGUUAUGAGCAAGCAAAAUUUAUACUAAAUAAUAUUAUAUGGGAUUGA
Messenger RNA from Plasmodium relictum, 5025 nucleotides. RefSeq names its product conserved Plasmodium protein, unknown function. Gene Ontology annotation, molecular function: protein binding. Gene Ontology annotation, cellular component: transcription factor TFIIIC complex. NCBI's taxonomy places the organism in Eukaryota, Apicomplexa, Aconoidasida, Haemosporida, Plasmodiidae. Gene Ontology annotation, biological process: transcription by RNA polymerase III. The record is from RefSeq and is a predicted model, not a curated record.